AUUAACUGAUCAUUAACUGCUGGUUAUCGCGCAGACAGAGAGAGCGCCGCAGGUCAGAGUGAAAUUAAUGAAGGAGUGGCUGAGAUUAGGGUGCGGACAGUCAGUUGGUUGGCGCUUGGUUGAUGGGGAACAAGGUUUGAAGAUGGAUUACUUCAACUACUUUGAGAAUUUUAAUGACACUUACCAGGACUAUGACUACAAUGCUGCUUUUACGGAGGCUACUCCCCUCUUCCAGCCAGCUGUCGUUUUGGCUGCCUCAUAUGUGAUUGCAUGGAUUGUAGUAUGGAUAGGCUUCCCACUCACCAUGCUAGCAAUUUGUGCAUUUCACUCACAGAUUAAAGAAGAUAAAGUGGCACCAGUCUUUGUCGUCAAUCUCCUACUCUCGGAGCUCAUCCAGAUAUGCUGCUUGUUGUUCCGGGUUUUAAAACCUGACAGUUAUGAAGCAAUCUGUAUUUCUAGAGUGAUCUACUAUGUUGGUGUGAAGGCCAGUGUUGGCUUCAUGAUGUGUGUUGCCCUAGAAAGGUUUCUGGUCAUCGCCUGGCCAUUGUGGUAUCGCUUCAAACGAAGCAUCAAAGUCUCUGUGUGGAUCUGUGCUGCAGUUUGGGUCAUAAGUCUUAUUGAGUUUCCUAAUGCAUCAUUUCUGUCUUAAGUUUACAAGAUAAUUUUAAGAUCCACCUUCUUCUUUCUCUCCGUCCCACUUCUCAUCAUUUGUCUAGUCGGGACAUUUAAAGAUUUAUCUGCUGAGUUUGUCCCUCCCAGAAAAAGACUCGGGUUAGUUGGAAUUUUGGUGCUGGUGCUGAUAACUUGCACAGUGUUGUUCAUGUCCUUGAUCAUCCAGCUCCUGUAAAGGAGAUUAAUAUCUUCAGAAAAUGUUGCUGAAAAAUGGCAUAUUGUCUCACCUGCCUCAUUCAUUCAGUUCAAUUAACUUGCAGACCUGGUGGUUAAAAAAGAGCUUGCUUGUUUGUGUUGUUUCAACAUUUUGAAAGAGGGAAAUGGUGACCUCUGCAGUGCUACAACUGAAACUGCAUGAAAUGAUUUGCAAUGUAACUGACUGGUAAAAAAAAAAAAAGUUGGGCAAGACAGAAUGUGGUAUUUAGGAAUGCUAUUUAUAGUUUUCUGAGAUUUUAAAUGUUAAUCAAAAUGUGAUUAAAGCUGUCCCUUUUUGCGAUCAUUUUAA
This is a messenger RNA of Poeciliopsis prolifica (blackstripe livebearer), 1177 nucleotides long. Its product is annotated as ovarian cancer G-protein coupled receptor 1-like. NCBI's taxonomy places the organism in Eukaryota, Metazoa, Chordata, Actinopteri, Cyprinodontiformes, Poeciliidae. The record is from RefSeq and is a predicted model, not a curated record. The transcript has 4 exons. Gene Ontology annotation, molecular function: G protein-coupled receptor activity. Gene Ontology annotation, biological process: positive regulation of Rho protein signal transduction; phospholipase C-activating G protein-coupled receptor signaling pathway. Gene Ontology annotation, cellular component: membrane. Bases 68 to 649 code for a protein of 193 amino acids.